Messenger RNA from Knipowitschia caucasica, 3447 nucleotides. Lineage: Eukaryota; Metazoa; Chordata; Actinopteri; Gobiiformes; Gobiidae. The record is from the annotation of a GenBank genome assembly.
AUGUCUCGUGGUUCCAUCGAGAUCCCACUGCGGGACACGGAUGAGGUCAUUGAGCUAGACUUUGACCAGCUGCCUGAGGGAGAUGAGGUCAUCAGUAUUCUGAAGCAGGAGCAUACACAACUUCACAUAUGGAUUGCAUUAGCGUUGGAGUACUACAAGCAAGGCAAAACUGAAGACUUUGUGAAGCUGCUGGAGGCAGCACGGAUAGAUGGGAACCUUGAUUACAGAGAUCACGAAAAAGACCAGAUGACCUGUCUUGACACUUUAGCAGCUUACUAUGUUCAGCAAGCACGUAAAGAGAAAAAUAAAGAUGCCAAGAAAGAGCUCAUCACUCAAGCCACCCUUCUUUAUACUAUGGCAGACAAGAUCAUCAUGUAUGAUCAGAACCAUCUUCUGGGAAGAGCCUGUUUUUGUCUGUUGGAAGGGGAUAAGAUGGAUCAAGCCGAUGCUCAGUUUCACUUUGUGCUUAAUCAGUCCACCAACAACAUUCCUGCUUUACUUGGUAAGGCUUGCAUCUCCUUCAAUAAGAAGGAUUACAGAGGAGCACUUGCAUACUACAAAAAAGCCCUGCGUACAAAUCCUGGCUGCCCAGCUGAGGUACGUCUUGGAAUGGGCCACUGUUUUGUGAAGCUCAACAAGCUGGAAAAAGCCAGACUUGCUUUUGGACGGGCUCUUGAUCUGAACUCGAAGUGUGUGGGUGCUCUUGUGGGUUUGGCUGUUUUGGAACUCAACAGCAAAGAAGCAGACUCGAUCAAGAAUGGAGUUCAGCUCCUGUCUCGCGCUUACACCAUCGACCCCAGCAACCCGAUGGUUCUGAACCAUUUGGCCAACCAUUUCUUCUUUAAAAAGGAUUACAGUAAAGUACAGCACUUGGCCCUACAUGCUUUUCAUAAUACUGAAGUUGAGGCAAUGCAAGCUGAGAGCUGUUACCAGUUGGCCCGAUCAUUUCACGUUCAGGAGGACUAUGAUCAAGCAUUUCAGUAUUAUUAUCAGGCAACUCAGUUUGCCUCCUCCACUUUUGUGUUACCUUUUUUUGGCCUGGGUCAGAUGUAUGUUUAUCGAAGGGACAAAGAUAAUGCUGCCCAGUGCUUUGAAAAGGUUCUAAAGGCUUACCCGAAUAACUAUGAAACUAUGAAGAUUCUUGGUUCCCUCUAUGCAACUUCAGAUGAUCAGGAAAAGCGAGACAUUGCCAAAGGUCAUUUGAAAAAGGUCACAGAGCAAUACCCGGAUGAUGUGGAGGCCUGGAUUGAGUUGGCUCAAAUCUUGGAACAGACAGACAUUCAAGGCGCUUUAUCGGCUUAUGGGACAGCUACUCGCAUUCUGCAAGAAAAAGUCCAGGCAGAUGUCCCUCCUGAGAUCCUCAACAAUUUGGGCGCACUUCACUUCCGGCUGGGAAACCUUGGGGAAGCGAAGAAAUAUUUCCUUGCAUCUCUGGAACGCGCCAAAGCGGAGGGAGAGCACGACGAGCAUUACUAUAAUGCCAUUUCUGUCACAACAUCUUACAAUUUGGCUCGACUUUACGAGGCUAUGUGUGAAUUUCACGAGGCUGAGAAACUUUACAAAAACAUCCUCAGGGAGCAUCCUAACUAUGUUGACUGUUAUUUGCGACUUGGAGCUAUGGCUCGUGACAAAGGAAACUUCUAUGAGGCUUCAGAUUGGUUCAAAGAAGCUCUGCAAAUUAAUCAGGAUCAUCCAGAUGCUUGGUCCUUGAUUGGAAAUCUUCAUCUGGCUAAACAGGAGUGGGGUCCAGGGCAGAAGAAAUUUGAGCGUAUUCUAAAGCAGCCGUCAACACAAAAUGACACCUAUUCUAUGUUGGCACUGGGUAAUGUGUGGUUGCAGACACUGCACCAGCCUACCAGAGACAGGGAAAAGGAGAAAAGACAUCAAGACAGAGCAUUGGCCAUUUACAAGCAAGUCCUCCGCAAUGAUUCUAAGAAUCUAUAUGCUGCAAAUGGCAUUGGUGCCGUCCUCGCCCAUAAGGGCUACUUCAGAGAGGCUCGCGAUGUGUUUGCUCAAGUGAGAGAAGCAACUGCAGACAUUAGUGAUGUCUGGCUCAAUCUGGCUCACAUCUAUGUGGAACAGAAGCAGUACAUCAGUGCUGUACAAAUGUAUGAGAACUGUCUAAAGAAAUUUUACAAAUACCAAAACACUGAAGUUCUGCUGUACCUUGCGAGGGCACUGUUCAAAUGUGGGAAACUCCACGAGUGCAAACAGAUGCUCCUUAAGGCCCGCCAUGUGGCUCCGAGCGACACUGUGCUCAUGUUCAACGUGGCUCUUGUACUGCAGCGCUUAGCCACUCUAGUACUCAAAGAUGAGAAAAGUAACUUGAAAGCUGUGCUCAGUGCCGUCAAAGAGCUGGAACUGGCACACAGAUAUUUCAGCUACCUUAGCAAAGCUGGGGACAAAAUGCGAUUUGACCUGGCUCUAGCUGCCUCUGAAGCAAGGCAGUGCUCCGAUCUGCUGAGUCAGGCUCAGUAUCAUGUUGCUCGAGCCAGAAAGCAAGAUGAGGAGGAGAGGGAGAUGCGUGCCAAACAGGAGCAAGAGAGGGACUUGCUACGACAGCAGCUAUUAAAAGAACAGCAAGAAAAGCGCAGCAGAGUCGCUGAGGAACAAAAGAAGCUCUUGGAACAGAGAGCUUUGUAUGUGGAAAAGACCAAGAACCUGCUGUCUUUCGCAGACGGACCAAAAGAAGUGGCUAAAGAGAAAAAGAAGGGCGGUGGAGGACGUCGCAAGAAAGGAGGUGACAUGGAUGAGUUUGUUAAUGAUGACUCUGAUGAAGACCUUCCACUCAAAAAGAAGAAGAAAAGAAAGGGCAGCGGUAGCGAGAAUGACGGCGAUGCUGAUGGAGAGAAGAAAUCGCGUAAAAGGAAGAAGAGACCUGCCAGAAGUGGAGGAGAUGAUAGUGAUGAAGGAGAAUCGAGACCUAAAAAGCAGCGGAAACCUAAAGAACGUAAAAAGAUGCCCAAGCCCCAGCCAGAGCGCCUGCCGCCGUCACUCAAGGGAAAAAUCAAAUCCAAAGCUAUCAUUUCGUCAUCUGACUCUUCUUCAGAUGAGGAUGGAUUAAAGAUAGCUGAAGACAGAAAUCGGGACAGUGGAUCAGGGUCUGAAGAUGAGGUCGGCCAUAAUAAGCGCAUUGCCUCAGAUAGUGACUCUGAUGGAGGAAAGAACCGCUCGGGCAGCGAGGCGGGGAGUCCUCCACGAUCUGCCGGCUCUGAUGACUCAGGAAGCGACCGUCCAGUGAAGAAGAGGAGGAGGGUGCAGCCGCAGUCCGACUCCGACCAGUCAGACAACGAGAGCAAGAGAAGCCGCUCUGGGUCUGAGUCUCGUGCUGCGUCUCCAGCUCCGGCCUCAGGCCAUGGAUCUGAAGCUGGGUCUGACAUUGAGGCGUCACCGCGGCGAUCAGAAAAUGCUUCUGAACCAGAAGCUUCCAAUAAUGACAGUGAUUAA